Hermetia illucens (black soldier fly) is the source of this 6505-nucleotide messenger RNA. RefSeq lists its product as uncharacterized. The transcript is spliced from 5 exons. The coding region runs from base 1317 to 5537 and encodes 1406 amino acids. NCBI's taxonomy places the organism in Eukaryota, Metazoa, Arthropoda, Insecta, Diptera, Stratiomyidae. The record is from RefSeq and is a predicted model, not a curated record.
CCCAUUUUCACUUCCCUUUUUAAGUCGAAUUUAAGAUGGAAAAAUUAUUCAAAACUCGCUCCAACAGAUCACAACAAUCGGCAUCUGCACGCCAGACGGACGUUGACAGCAAAGUUGUGGCAUUGACAUAUGAAUUCAAGUACUAGAUGCAGGGUUGACCAAAUCGAUUUAUUUUUUUGUAGAUUCAAUUCGGGGGAAAACUUCCCCGCAAUGACAGGUGAGAAUUUUUAUAUUUAUGAAAAAAUGUACCACAAAAAAAAGUGGAAUAAUUCCAUCCACCUUUUAGUUAAAAUGGCAGAAGAUUGAUUAAAUAAAUGUAUAGAAUACACAAAGGGAGGAACUCAUUUAAUACCUCCCAAAAGCUAAGAAACCCAUUUGCCAAUCAGAACAAGUACCUCAACCUCCUCAACUCUAUUCCAUGCAUAUGUUUCGAAUUCGAUCGUCAAUAAACAUGUCUGCUUUCAAACUUUCAUGGACGGACUGCUGUUGUAUGGGACGUGAGUUUUGGGAAAGCGUUUUUGCGUUUCUUAUCACAUCUUAAACCUUAAAAAGUGCGUGAGUGAAACACGGUUCCAAGUCUACAAUCAAUUUGACAGACAUUUCCAUGAAAAAGUGUAGUUUUCUGGCAGAAAUUCCUCGACAAAGCUCCUGCCCGUGCGUUUUCGAAUACCUCAAAAAUUCCAGCAACAACUUUCGCACAAAAUCGAUCUCGGACACGACGGCAUUGCUAGUGAGGAUUCUUAUGGUAAUUUCGUGAGCGUAGAACGUCGGGGACCAUCGAAUUGACAUCAGGUUCCGUGCCCACAUAGUCAUCGCGAGUUCUGGGGGAAACGCUAAUCGUCGCAGCUGAAUUUGGAAUGUAUGCUUGCGGCAAACAAAAGAAAUCAGUGUAAUCGGCGAUCAUCUUUCUUUUUAACCGCUGCCAGACGUAAUCAAGGAAUUCUAGGCUCGUCCCGAUAGAGGCAGGCAAGGACUCCGCAUAGGUGAGCAGACCCACCGUGAGUGUGACGUUGCAUGGCGAGUUAUUCUAAUUAGAUCGGAAUUGGGACUGAGAACUAACGGCAAAGCAAGUAAUUUACAAAUUCUGGUAAAUUUCGCUAGAACGUGCAGCGGUUCACCGAGGGAAAUGGAGACCUUGUGACGUUUGCUAUCGAUUCUUCUCUCUUUUUGCUUGCAAGUGCUAUGGUGCACUACGUCGCCCCCAGCAUCCAUAGCGAGCACCGACUGGUCGAAUGAGGGGCAGAUUUGCUGUCGUGCAUCUCAGCUUUAAACACUUUUGGAAAGAACCACGCUAGCAUCAUCUCCAAGAUUUCAAAAUGCAGGAACUGGUCACAUGUCCAGUUUGCACCCUCUACCUGCGUCCCGGCAUGGCGCUGGAAGACCACCUCGAGACACAUCCCAAGGAGCAAGUUAUUAGAGCUCUGGUGUCAUUGGCUGUCGGUUCGGAAAGGAUACCUCCGCAGAGAUUUCAACCUCAAGAUGUGGCGGCGACAACGGCCGACUUUUCUGGGAAUAAUUGUACCAUUCGCGGAGGCUAUAGCCAACAACCCCAAGGAACGCAGUUCAUAUUUGCACCUCCACCGCCGCCGCCUCCUCGACCCAAUGUUAUGAUUGUGAAUCGACAGAGUACGAUGGUCUACCAUUCCGCAACCGGAGUUGAGGACAAAAUGGAAGCACCAACGCAAAGGAUUGUCGCUCAACCGAAUUUCAUUGCACCGUCUCAGUUGCAGAUAUUCACCCUUCCGCACAACCCAACAACAUCGAGUAAACUUCCUCCACCUCCGGCCUACGGAACUGCAAUAAAUCAAUUACGAUCUCAGCAAAACCAAAGUAAUAGCGGUUUCCAUAUACAACCACCACAUACUUCGCCAUCUCCAUCGAGCCGUAAUUCUCCUCAUCGCCCACCCUCAAAUAAUACACCAACAACCUCGGCACUGAACUUUGUCCAACUCGCUUGUACGUCACCGCGUCCACCGCCUUCACCCUCUGUUCUUCGCUAUGCCGAAAGCCCAGUUUCUGCACAAUAUGUGGAACGGGAAAAUGGCGAUUUCAUAGUUCAGGAGUCACCUAGGCAUGUUGUGGAGUGCAUUGAAACGGAAAGCGGAGAGUUUUCAGUAAUAGAAAAAGUGAUACAAUCACCGCCAAGUGUUGUUCAAUUUCAAGAUUGUGAUAAAGAUAAUGAUAACGAUAGCGAAGAAUAUUUUACAACUGAUGCACACAGCGAACUUAAGGAGGAUACUCCAAGUACCUUGCUUCCCGACGUGAGCAUCACUGACGAUGGCGAAGCUGCAAAUGAGCCGGUUCCUUACAAAGGGAGCGGAAUGAAAGAUGUUACAGUUUUAAGUAAUGUAAAGUUAGAUCCCAACGAAUCGUUAGAGAUUAUGGAGAAUUUAGAGAAUAUGAAAUCGUCUGCAGAGGGCGAACUUAUUUGGACUGGAUUAGCUGAUAUUAAAAAGGAAGUGGGGAAUAUAGUAGCGAAUACAGGGAAUAAAAGUGAAAAGGCGCAAAGUGUGUCGGUGCAGUCGUUUCCGCAGCCGUCAACGUCUACUACCACAAGUGUCAUACGACUAGCUAGCAAUAAUCGUUCAACUUGUCAAAAGGAAGAGGAAGAAAAAGCGGAAUCCCUCGGUACCCCCAAAAAAGACCCGCGACCAGCAACAAAUAUGAAACGCCCGUACCGAAAGCAACCCAAAAAACUGACGGUUAAAUUUAAAGUAGCAAUACCAGGAAUUGAAGCAAAUUCGACUGAAGAAAAUAUGAAUUGCUCUGUAACGGGGGCAAGUUCAACGACUGCAUCUGAAAUGGAAACUCAGGUUCAAUCACCCAAUCUAGUUAUAGGCUUAGACAACGUUAAGGUUAACAAAUUAGAAAAUGAUGAAAAUUCAACAAAGAUGCAAAUUACGAACGAAGUUCGAAGGCUCCAGGAGCCCGAAAUGUGUUCGGUUUCACCUUUGGAUGCUUCCGACAAUGCAAUAGAUAUUACAAAUUCCAAUCUAAUGGAUCUGAAGCAAGAAGUCGAUAACAACGCAGCUGUGUCCACACUGGAGAAAGCUCAACCGAUGAUUGUUCAUGAGCCCUCUCUGAGUGGAGAAGCCAUGGUUGAAUCGUCAUUGGGAUAUAAGCAAAGUGAGAAUUUGCAAAUACAAUCAGAAACGGAAAUGCUAGCACACGGUCCUAAUUUGAAGUUCGAGGAAAUGAAUGAAGGCGACUACCAAGGAAUGGCACUUUCGCAAAUGCUCGAUCAAGUUUGUGGAUCACGCGCUGACAAAACUGAUUCAUUUCCAUGCGUGCUUUCUGCGGAGAAUAAUUCGAAGCCAGAUUCUUCUAAUAUAAUCGAGAAAAUGAUUUCAACAACAACCAAUGAAUUGAAUGCAGAGAACGUGGUAAGCAACAUUGAGUCUCCUGAAUUGAAUGCUGCUUAUCUUACGCUGUCGUUGUCGACAAAACCAUCAACCAGUAUACUUGCUGUGCAAGAAGAGCAGGUAGAAGACGAGAAGGAGAGCAAAGAACAAAGGAGCCCUGAACAGCACCAAACUUCUGAAGCUAAUACAGAUUAUCCAUUUGGGCUAAUUUAUGGUAGUACAAAUGACACCGAGGAACAAACAUGGAGCCGAUAUAUCACGCACCAACAAAUGUCACAAUUUCCAGAACUAGAUAAUGAACAAAGUAAUUAUAUGGAUCUAGAUACGUACAAGAUAACCAGUUGUCAGGUAUCAAAAGUGCCUAACAUUCAUACGGAUGAAAAGAUGCCAGCCAAAGGUGAAAUUUCUGAACAGGAGAGUAAUGGCGAUGUGGAUAACUCAUGGAGUAAUCCGCAUUAUUCGAUACCCGAGUUUCGCAUUACAAGCUCGUAUGAGCAUUAUAAGAACUGCGAAUGGACUGACAACACAGACGGGGUAAUGCCAUUCUCGCAGGAAUUCGUAACGGAAAUAAAAGCGGAUCCACUUGAAAAAUCAACGGAGUCAACAACGAUUACGAACAAAUCCAUUUUGCCAUCCAUUGAGCCCAGUGCACCGAUAUUAACAACAACAUCAACAAUAAAAGUCGAGGAAAUCUCCGAAUGUACGCGAAGGCAGAAGCAAUUCCAGUGUGCUCAUUGUACAGAGCGCUUCCCACUUCUGAAGGAAAGAAAUGCGCAUUUAAUCGAGAAGCAUGGCUACAAACGAGUGAAUCGACGUCUGGUUCGGGAGGCGCCAUCGUGCACAGUGACGACGGGGAACGUAACUGUGGUUCCAAUUACAACAGAAGUCCAACCCGUUGUAGAUAAUAAUAUAACGAUGAGCAACACUUCCGCGGUUGAUACAGUUGAUGACCUUAAGCCUGACAUAAAACCUGAGAUCUCAGUGACGAGCACGCCAAUCGACGCAACUGUAUUUCCACGUACGAAAUAUGAUGCAAUUCGGGCUGGAGUUUACCGUAUGCUGAUGCACUUCAAUUUGAAUGUGUUGAAAGAUAAGAAGGUGGAAGUUGAUGAGGCUUAUUUCGAAUCGAAAUCAUUCUGUUGUUUUACGUGUAGGCGGAGUUUUAUUAGUGUCAAAUUGUAUGAUGAGCAUUUGGCUGAACAUCCGGCUGAGUGCUUCACGUGCGGACGGAAAUUCUCACGAUGGACAUACUUCUCGCUACAUUUAAAACGCCAUUUGGGAUGGAAGGACUUUGCUUGUACCGUUUGCGAGAAGAAGUUUGUGAUUAGGAGCGCACUUGUUGAACAUAUGCGAAUCCACACAGGCAUAGCCCCGCUCAAAUGCAACGUUUGCGACAAAACCUUCAAGCGAUAUUCGAAUUUAACGCAGCACAAGAAAGUCUGUCACAGCAGUCGAGUGACUAAGAAAAAGGAUUAUGUCUGCUAUUGUGGGGAGGUACUACCGUCGAAGGCACGAUUUCUCUGGCACAAGGAAACGCAUGAGACCAAACCGAAAGUUUGUCCCUACUGCCGGGACCGGUUCAUCCAUCGGCGAAGUUUAAAGCGGCACAUACGCCUCACUCACUCGGAUAAGUUCGACUACAUACAACCAGUUAAAUGCAAAGAAUGCAAACAAGUAUACGCCAAGGCGAGUAUGAAAGCGCACAUGCUCACACAUUCAAUCGACACUCUGCACGAAUGCUCCAUUUGCAAUAAAUCAUUCACUACCAAAUGGAACCUGAAAAUUCACAGUUGGGUCCAUGCCAAUCGAGCAGCAAAACCCUUCAAGUGUGAACAUUGUAUCAAAGCUUUUGUGCGCGAAGUUGACUACAAAAAUCAUAUAAAUUCCCAUAAAAAUAUUAAACCUUUCACAUGCGAGUUUUGUGGCUGUAAAUUUAUAAGAAAAUACAAUUACAUGCGUCAUAGAAGAGAACAUACUGCACAGAAACGUUUCAAAUGUGAUUUGUGCUGUAAAAUGUUCCAUCGCAAUUACUAUUUGAUUGAACAUCGUCGAAUGCAUACUGGCGAGCGACCGUUCCUAUGCACAAUAUGUGGCAAGAGCUCGACAACAAAAACUAAUCAUAACAAACAUUUAAAGAUUCAUCAUUCGCGUGAUCCAUUCACAUCAGAGGCAUAGAUUUAUUUAUUUAUCGUUAUAAUAAUUGAGAAGAAAUAAUCUGAGAACCAAAUUUAACGUUUUCUAGCGUAAACACUCGAAGUGUCAAGCUACGGAGCGUACUCAGCCCUUGGAAUGCAGAAAUCAGCUCCAGGCAAAGUUGUUAGUUCCAGGUGCAUAUUUGAUUGCGUGAAAGCAUCCCUUUGCAUGGUGAGCUGUUGUUUAACGUGUUGGGUUCGGACAAGCCUUUUCCGAAAAUGUUUCUCUCAGCGUGAUUUGAUGCGAUUACAUUCCAGUGAAAUUUUUUUUAAAGAAAUAUUUCCUCCCUCGAUUUGAUUGAAGCAAAAUCCUCCAUCAUUCGCCUAACUUUCUCAGCGAUAGUUAUGAUUUGCUUGAUUUUAAUUGCAUAAUUCAAAUAUACUUUAAAACCGCUCUAAUUGUGAAAGGCAGUCUAGAAUUACAUUGGGCAAGGGUCGUUCGGUUGCUCCGUUGGGUCCGCCUUUCUCGCGGAUUCUCCGUUGUCACUUCGAGUGUUUCGUUGUUUUGAAUCAAAAAUGACCCCACCCUCUUUUAUGUAAAAACACUAUUAUCGCUAUUGAAUUUAGUUACUAUUAGUAUUAUUAUUAUCCUAGAUAAAAAUUUAUUGUUAUCGCAAAGAUCCUUUCUGUUGUAAUACAAACGAAAGGGAGACGUUCUAUGAAAAUUGUUUUAUUUUUUUUUUUUUUUUUGAUUUAUCCAAUCUUUGCCAACUUAUUUCCUCCUUUAAAUGAAAUUAUAAUUUUUAAUGAUGUGAUGAAGCAGGAGCUAGUUUUCAGUAUGUUCGAGAAAUUUAUAUGUACUGUACUUUUUAACUAUGUAUAAGUGACUUCCGAAUAAUUAGUGCAAUAGUGAUUUUUUAAAAGAAAAAUAUAAAUGGAAUGAAAGAAAAAUGAACAUUACAAGAAUUGUGUGCUUAAAGUGAAUUUGAAAAUACAUUCAUUCAUUAUAAC